This is a messenger RNA of Odontomachus brunneus, 2518 nucleotides long. RefSeq lists its product as uncharacterized. The coding region runs from base 266 to 2032 and encodes 588 amino acids. The record is from RefSeq and is a predicted model, not a curated record. The transcript has 7 exons. NCBI's taxonomy places the organism in Eukaryota, Metazoa, Arthropoda, Insecta, Hymenoptera, Formicidae.
GAUUGGUCAGAGGCCCUUUUAUUUUGCAACCUUACGUUUCAACAGCAAGUCAAAAGACGUUUUUAUUUUGAAGUUUUACGUUGAAUAUCAUAAUAGACCUUUAUAUUUUUCACCUACCUCUUUUUCUAUAAAUUAUUUGUUAUUAUUAAUGUUUAAAAUAAUAUUUAUUUGUGUGCUAAUAUAGAGAAUAGCGGUUUUCUUCGUAAUAUAUUAAAUUGAUUAUUUAUGAAGAUAUGUGCAACAUGUAUUUAAUAAUCAAUACAUCAUGAGUGCUAAGUAUGCAACAAAAGCUUCACCUUCCAAGGAAAUGGUAUUAGUGGGUGAGGUGGUGGAAGUUGUUGUGAAAACGCAGGAUAAGUUAAAAAGAUCAGAAAGUACACCCACCAAGCCAACUUCUAAUACCCCUGGACAGAAAGCAUUGUCUGAGAAAAAGAAGUCUACUGUGAACAAUACUGGAAGUCCUCAGAACUGGGGUCUUAUUUUUGGAAAUCAGAAUCUUUUAUAUAUGAAACAAAUGCAGUCUUCUAAGUCUACUAAAUAUACAGAGAAUAAAGAAGUAAAAAAGAAUUCAAAUGUCCCAGAAGUACAGAAAAAUAAAUGUAACUGUAGCAGUAAACAUACAGAUGCCACUUCAUCGAAAAGGAUAUCUUCUCAAAAGAAAACAGAAGAGCAUCUCAAAACUUGCAGUUGUAAAAAGUUACCUUCAUCUUCUUCAAAUAGUAUACAGUCUGUAUUUGUCCAAGAUCGAGUUGUGCAAGUUCCUGAAAUAAGUAAUGGUGCUUAUAGAUUUGGUGAAUUCAAUCCAGUGCGUACAUUACGCUUUCUAAUGAAAGAAUUAGAAGAUUCAGUUGUGAAAGACAAGAGAACCAAUGAAAUCUUUAAUGAAAUAGAACAGAUAUUAUGCAGAAUACCUGCAAGUUCUUCUCCGAAAAAAUCGGCAUUUGGGGAAUUAGACAUUAUUUUCGUACAGUCGAAACUAGAAGAAAGUAAAAUUAAAUUGCAAGAAUACAGUAAACAAAUGAAGGCAAAAUGUGAAUCAUGGAUGUCAGAACGAGAAAAGUUACUUAGCCAAAUUCAAAAGCGAGAUGCGUGCUUAAAGGAAGCUGAUCAGAAACAGGAAAUUUUAGAAGAUCAUAUAAAAGAACUCACGUUUCAAUUGAAAGAAGUUCGAGCAACAGUUCGAGCGGCGGAGGAUAAGGAUGAAACAGUGUCGACGUUGAAGCAACAAAUUAAGGACGACGAGAAAGUCAUUUCAGAAUUGAGAACAGAACUCGCUAAGCAAACGAAACUUGCACGCGACCGGCAUAUUAAAAAUCAGUACAUGAUAAUAGAAAAGGAGAAGCUUUCGGUUUUGUCUUCCUACAAAGAUACGCUCAACAUCGAGUUUCGAAAUACAAUAAAAGAAUUUCAGAAUGACAUCACGGAACAGUUGGCCGCCUUAAAAGAGAAAUAUAUCAACGGUGGCAAUCCAGGUUCUCCAGUGUCGCCUGUCGACACAGGAGUCGCCUAUUCCUCGCCCAAUUCGAGCUCCAUCGACGGCCACGGUCUAUCGGAUAUAUCUCUAUCCGUGGUAGAGCGCACACCUCAAGAACGCGUCGCUCUAAAAGGAAACGCAGCUAAUAAAGAUUCCACGCGCUUCAUUAGUUUAGCUCUCGGAGAAUCAUCGCAUACCCUCGUGCCCGAAUCUUUCCAAAAGCAAGUUGCGAAUAAUGGAGAGAUGGCGGUGCAACAUCACAACAAAAUUGAUGCCGUCCCUCAUCGGAAUGCAUCGAACACGGAUCACGAGUUCGCGAGGAAAUCCUUGCAUCGGUCUUCGAAGGAAAAUCACAACGCAAAGAAUAUGUUUAAUAAACCGAUGGUCUCCGAUAUAGAAAAACAGGUUCAAAAUAUAUUAGACGAUAUGCAAAAUAGAGUGCCUGUGGACGUACCAAGUCCUCUGAGAGACUGCCCACCGCCUGAUUGGAGCGAUAGUAGUUUGUCUAGCGUUGACACGGCUACCGACGUAGACAUUGUGCCUUCGAACGACAUUUAAAUCGCACGUGUAUUUCAAGUUAGCGACACUCAACAAUCGCCGAUUCGUCGUGUACAGAUUUGUAAUUGCCGAAGAGAGCUGUGAUAAGCUGUCGCGUGAAAUGAACAUUCCACUCGGCGAUGAUGUUCACGAAGUGCUAUUUAUCAAUGAACAGAAUUCUAUUCGUUAAUGUUGACUCACAUUUUGUGAGAACUCGUCGACACGCUAUUUUGUAAAUAAAGAUUUACUGCACGUUGAAUCGCGAAAGUUUUCUCACCGGCAGAUGUCUACGUUAGCGCAGAUACUUCUCGCGCACGAAUUCCUACCAAAGUGACGAGACAACAAUAUCGUAAUCCGCUUGUCUCUUUUUGCACAAACCGAAAGAGUUCUUUUUUCACGUUCAUUUUUAUUAUUUAGAACUAAGCAUGUAAAUCUCUUUGUAUUUUUUUUUAACGAAACUGUAAGAAAAUCGCAAAAAUAGGUCAAAAAUAUAUUUUUGUCUGUAAA